GACGAGGAAGGCGCGCAUGCCUUCCCGUUUCGAGCACGCAGCGUGGCGACGGCCCUGUGCUCGCCGCCGCGGUGAUACGGCUGGAUACGGUUUUGACGUCCAACAUGGCCACCUGAUGUCUAGCAGACGAUACACACAGGUGGCAUGGGAGAGCUGUAAAUAAAAUCCACCCUCUAGAUUUAAUUAUGAGCGGACGUGUGCAGAAGGACAGCGCCGAUGAUUCCGAUCGCGUCGACGAUGCAGUGGACCCGCGGGUGCAGAUUGAACUUGAAAGAUUAAACACAGCUACGGACGACAUCAAUAAACUAGAAGUUGAUUUAGAUGAAGCAAGAGCAACCUUUAGAGAAUUAUUGUGUGAAUCAACAAUCAAGAUUGAUGCUCUGGCUAAGAAACUUGGAGGUUGCAUUGAAAAAUCCAGACCGUACUAUGACGCUAGGUUUAAAGCGAAGGAGGCAUUACAAGAAACGCAGAAGGCUGCGAUUAGAUUCGAGAGAGCCAACAGUCAACAUGCGGCAGCUAAAGAAAUGGUUUACUUGGCCGAGGAGGGACUACGGACCGAAGGAAGAUGUUUUGACCACGCUUGGCAGGAAAUGUUGAAUCAUGCUACGUCGCGAGUUAAUGAGUCGGAGCACGAGAGAGCUCUCUCCGAAGCGGAGCACAGGCAUACGACUGCGUUAUAUCACAAAGCGGAACACGAAGUUCAGAGGUUGCAGCGCGAUCUGAAGCGCACUAUUGCCAAAUCUAGUAUGGGUGCACGCCGCAGCUUGCUUCUGAUAAACAGUAUCGCCUACAGGCACAACUUGCUCAUGUUGCCUUACUACGAGAUGAAAGCGCACUUUAAUCAAAUGCUGGAGGAGCAGAAGAUGAAGGUCAGUGCGCUGGAGAGAUCGGUCAGCGAAGCAAAAGCUUCGUACGCGGCAGCGUUACGAAAUUUAGAAAAGAUCAGCGACGAGAUUCACAGGACAAGAAGAUACGACGGUACGGACGAAUACGAUAAGAAUGCACGAGACGCGCCCGAUCGCACCGCUGCGCAAGUUAACACGGCGACUCCAACGGAUUCCAGUGUAACUGGAUCUCCGGACAGCACGGAUUACACCAGCGACGAAUACUUACGCCUUCCCGACAAGAUAAGUCCGAACGUGCCAUGUCCCAUGCCUACAAGAAUCGAGAGAGAUUCAUCGUCGGAGUACCUGGGCCUAAAUAAUCUGAACCUUUCAUCCACCGAACCUCGUAAAUACAUAAAACGGGACCGUCCACGGAGCAUCACCGCGAUCGACUCGAAACAUAUCGUACCUCUAAAUCACACAAGUUCUUCUGCGCCAGGCCUGACGGAUCUGUCGGGCGUUGUAUCUCCGGUCGAGAAGAGAGUAAAGAUCAAGACGCCCGUAAGCGACCGCAAGAAUAAUUCUGCUAAUUCUCAAAACGGGGAGGAGUGGACGGAAAUUAGCCUGAACAAUUCGCCGGACGAAAUCUAUUACAACAACGAGGUGUAUUCCGACGAGGAAGACCAAAUCCCGUACAAACCGCUACCGAUGGACCUGAGUCCGGAACCUUCGCAGGCAGUUAAUGCCGCCGUCGAGCCGCCGAAGGAGCAGACCAGUCCUCGAAAGAGAUUAGUAACGCAAAAAUCUUUACCCACGAUGUCGAAGGUGAACGAAGUGACUUUAAGCGAAGAGAAGAAAGCCGAGGUUACGAGAAGUCCGUCAGUGAAGAGUAGAAGCAAGCUCGAUAGUAGCUUAGCCAAUUGGAUAACUAGAAGUUCGGCCGGUGGUGAAACUAGUGGCGGUAGUUCCACGAAUUCAAGCAGAAGACAAUCUCUCGAUAUGCUGUGGAGUGGCGGCACCGGGGAGCGCGUUAAGGAAUUACUCAAUCACGGCAUGAUGAUGCUAAACAUAUCUAGCUUAACGGAACGACGUUCCAGCGAACCAAAGACAGCGGAGAGAGACAAGGACAAGUCUGAGAAGCCUGAAAAGUCGGAAGUUAAAGGAAAGAAGGUCCCGAGUCCGUUAGAGAAAACAAUGAGCUAUCUCAAUGCCGACGAGGAGACGUCGGACAGCGAAAGUUUAGCCAGCGUGGAGAUGCUAACAGAGGAUCAAAUCUCGUCACUCAUGAUGGAGCCGGACAUGAACCAAGUAUGCCAAGAAAUUCUGGGAACUCCCUUAGUCGAGGUGUGUCCGCUGUUGCAGCAGUUGCAGCAACAAUAGCCUUAUCGCGGAGGAAUUUGCACGACAACGUGGCAAAGAUUCAACAAUAGAAAGUGUUCAAGAUCGUUAUAAAAUGGUAACAUAAUUAAGGUGUAUCUCCUUUCCGUUGCGCUACGUGCACUACUGUCGUAUAUUACGUUUCUGUCUAUUGCGUGUCGUAAUUUAUAGAUUUUUCCAUUAUGUGAUAUAGGGCAAUAUAAAGGGUUGUGUUUCCGGGUAAUCGUUAGAUUAAUUCCGCGAAGACGUCGUUUCUGGGUUUUACUCAGUAUCUCAAGUCAAAUCGUUUCUAUUUAUAUUUAUAUGCUUAGUAGGGAUAAUCGGGGUUAAGUCAAUUUAGUCAAUUUAGCGUCAACUUGCGUUAAAAAUAUUUCAUUAGCUCCUCGGGCACUACGAAGCCUAACGUCAUCCUUUUGUGGAUACGCUUACAUGUUAUCUCUCAGCUUGGAGAACGUUUUCGAACUUAUUCUAUAAAAUCUUUCUAACAUUUAGAAUUUGGUAAAAAAAAAAACUAUGAGACAUCAUUCGCUGAAAAAAGCAAUAUGUAGUUACUUUUCUAGGACAUUGUGUAGUUUAAUCUAGAUACUCUUACACAAAUUUAUUCCGAGUCGCAUUGACUAUUUUUUGCUUGCCUUUAACAUGCGACCGCUGUCACGUUAAAGUCUCUCGGAGCGUUUUAACAAAUAUAUUAGAAUAUUGUACUAAUCCACAGCGAAAUAUCAAACAAUCUAGACAAAUUAGGUGAACGAAAUGGAGUUCACUUACGCUACGUUCGAAGAUAACUGAUUAUGAUAAGCACUUUUCUUGUCUCUUUCUCUCUUUCUCUGUCUCGUUUUUCGUCAAGAUACAAUCGGUCCACUAAGUUGCUCGCGAAGCGUACAGCCGAAAGAAAAAACAGAACCUAUAGAAAGUUACAAGAUGCCAAUUAUGACUGCGACGGUCAGAUUAUCUCUAAAACGCGGAACGAACUUGUACAUAUAUAAGCGUAUAACAUAAUAUAAUACAAUUCUAAACGUAUAUAAGUCUGUGUGCAAAACGUACUGUUGUCAUCACAAAUACGAAACGUUUUGUGUUUCAUUAAUUUAUAUAAUUCGUUAAUUCGAAGAUCAGCUGUGCGUUCGAUCGGUGAACAGCGCGUUUUGGGCACAGAUCGGGAUUCUCGCGGCUUCGGCAGUCAUGCUGUUUCAUAUACGAAGCUUCGCGACGUAAGACGCGUAGCAUUCACCCCAAGCCAGGUUCAACAAGAUAUUUUUUCAAUAUUUUUCGCUGAUAUUGACGCGAUAGGAACGACGCGUGCCUAUCAAAUGUAAGUAUCUUACGGCUGUCCCGAGAUAAGCGUAUAUCCGAUAAGUGAGGAGUAGUACCGCUAUCGCGAAUAUUAUACAAAUUAUCUGGAACAAUCUGGACAGCCGAAUGAUACACUCGAUCGUGAUAAUAAUAGAUCGGAGGCGCGUGCUCGAAUGGAUUUAGGCACUCGGGAUGAGUGAAAUUUAAAUGUAGCUCCAUCAUUUUUAUUGCCGCGUAUUGUGAUAUAGCUCUUAGCGAUUUUAGACGUUCAGUUUUGGACUAUCCAAUCGUCGAACGAAAACAAUUAGUGCAAAGGAUGCAUGCAAUAUGCUAUUUAUAAAGAGUAAUAUAUACAUAUAUAUAUAAUAUAUAUAAAUUAUUUAUAUAUAAAUUAAGUUAUUAUAUAUACAUAUACACAUAUACAGAUCCUAUUUAUUUUGAGCGUAAUUUUCUGUAGCCGGCGUUAAUUGACACUUUUCAUACAGCGUUUGUCAAUUUUGAUAAGGACGGUGGCAAUUAUUUUUCUUGACAAACUGAACUGUUUUACGCGACUCGCGACUCAUCGAGGGACCUUGCUGGAUACGUCACGCGCGCGUGUGUAUGCAACAUUGUUUAAUUACAAAUAACUGUCGGCGCUGCCGGAUAAUCGCGUUCUGAAAAUGUUGCGUGUUACACGCGUACACGUACAUACGCACACUCUGGCGGACGCAAUUAAAUUGCCACCCUUCUGUAAUGUAAUCGAAAGGUCGGUGAUCGCGCCUUACCGUUAAACUUGGCGCUGAACCACGAGUCCGAAUAUUUCCACGUACAAAAUGCCGUAAAAAAAAAAAAAAAAAUGAGACGCCACAGUUGUCUCCGCCGAUCUCAACGAAAUUAUUUUCACGAGCACUUUCCGUUCACAUUCUUAUCUAGAUUGUAACGUACAACUAUAUGAAUAGAGAUUCGUAGGAAUUUUGUUAGCCGCGCAAUUGUCGAGAAUCAAGAGGGCGGAGAUUGAGAUUUCGUCGAAAAAAAUUUCACAUAAUCACAGCGUCGUCGUCGCGAGCCGCGCGUCGCCGUCGCUCGCGAGAGCGUAUUUUUCGUCCCGCGUUUUUUCGGUAACGACGGUAUAUUAUAUAUACAGCGAGCGGGGACGCGCGCACAAGCGCGACACAAAAAGCGAUAACAAAAAUUGUACUGUACAUACCUAAUAUUGUAUAUGUGAAUGUAACUAUGUAUAUACAUAUACGUAAAUAUCUCAUUAUAUCCUCCAUUAAAAACCUCA
Messenger RNA from Wasmannia auropunctata (little fire ant), 4752 nucleotides. RefSeq lists its product as uncharacterized. NCBI's taxonomy places the organism in Eukaryota, Metazoa, Arthropoda, Insecta, Hymenoptera, Formicidae. Gene Ontology annotation, biological process: intracellular signal transduction; negative regulation of protein tyrosine kinase activity. The coding region runs from base 186 to 2204 and encodes 672 amino acids. The transcript is spliced from 11 exons. The record is from RefSeq and is a predicted model, not a curated record. Gene Ontology annotation, molecular function: protein kinase inhibitor activity. Gene Ontology annotation, cellular component: cytoplasm.